Trichoderma atroviride IMI 206040 is the source of this 2823-nucleotide messenger RNA. RefSeq lists its product as uncharacterized. The record is from RefSeq and is a predicted model, not a curated record. Gene Ontology annotation, cellular component: endoplasmic reticulum. NCBI's taxonomy places the organism in Eukaryota, Fungi, Ascomycota, Sordariomycetes, Hypocreales, Hypocreaceae. Gene Ontology annotation, molecular function: lipid binding.
AUGGCGGCUUGGACGACGAUUCUGGUGGCCUACCUGAUAGGCGGCAUUACCUUCAUACCUAUACUCCUUGCAUCUGUUCUCCUCUUCGGAUACUAUAACUUGCCAUAUAGACGCGUUCUCGGCAUCCCAUACGACCCAGACGAGGGCGACAUUGUGCAUCCCGGCGAUGACACAACAGCGCUCGACGAAGCCAAGAGGCAACGGAAUAAUAGCGAUUCCAAGAGGUCGAAUACCGAUAUCGAUGUCGCUGCAGGAUACUUCGCAGUUUGCCGUGAAUAUGUUCCCAUGGGGAUCAAUGCCAAACCUGUGGAGCGCUCGACUCCUAUCGGCUCAGCCACAGUGACUCCCCCUAGCCCAAGCGUCUAUCAGACAAUGUAUAGGAGUAUUUUCGACCGCAAAGCUGCUGCUAGCCCGAUGGAAAACAGUAGCAGCGUUAGCCAGAGGCCUAAGAAGGCAGGCAAUGUAUUCUACGUGGUGCUUAGACAUGGCCAUCUAAUGCUAUUCGACGAUGAGGAGCAGCUCGAAGUACGACAUGUGAUUUCCCUGGCGCAUCAUAGAAUAGGCAUAUACUCGGGCGGCGACACCACACCGGAGGGGGAGCUGUUCAUCAAACGAAAUGCGAUAUCCUUGACGCGAAAGCUCGAUGAACUGGAACAACACUCGUCGGAUAAUCAGGGAUCCAGGCCAUUCUAUCUGUUUUCGGAGAAUUGUUCAGCCAAAGAAGAUUUCUACUUUGCCAUGCUGAAAAACCAACAGCACACCUUUGGAUUCGAAGACAUUGCGCCACUGCCUAAACAAUUUGAGCUCAAAUCCAUCAUUUCAUUGGUGCAGAAGCUGCAUUCAUCGGAGGAUCAAGUACACUCGCGUUGGAUCAAUGCACUUCUUGGCAGAAUUUUCUUGGGGGUGUAUAAAACCCGAGAUUUGGAAACUUUUAUCAACGACAAGAUCACCAAAAAGAUAUCACGCGUCAAACGACCUUCGUUUCUCACCAAUAUCAAAAUCCAACAGAUAAACACUGGAGAUGCUGCGCCCUACCUUUCCAAUCUGAAACUCAGAGAUCUCAACGUCGAGGGAGAGUGCGUAGUAGAGGCGGACUUGAAGUAUACAGGCAGCUUUCGGAUCGAGGUUGCAGCCACUGCAAGGAUCGAUUUAGGGGCAAGAUUCAAAGUCCGAGAGGUGAACUUGAUUCUUGCCGUGGUUCUUCGGCGACUCGAGGGCCAUGCUUUAUUCAAGAUCAAGCCGCCUCCAAGUAACAGGAUAUGGGUUUCCUUUCAGACAAUGCCAAAGAUGGAGAUGACUAUUGAGCCCAUUGUCAGCUCGAGACAAAUUACCUAUACCGUUAUCACUCGUCAGAUAGAAAAUCGCAUCAAGGAAGUCUUUGCCGAGACCUUGGUUCAGCCAUUUUGGGAUGAUAUACCCUUCUUCAACACGGAACACAAAAAGUGGAGAGGUGGGAUAUUUGAAGGGGACGAUGCCGUCAAAUCUCCUGCACUACCAGCCGAACAUUUGCCUCAGGUCGGCGACGCUGAAAUACCGGACCUCCUUGAUUCUGGUGUGAAUCACUCUGAUGGCAACCAACCCAUCGAAAAGAGCCAAACAAUGCCGGUAAUGGAUUCUCUUGAACCAACACCCAGCCCACUUGAAAGCAAGUUGGAAAAGGUAGAUUCUAUGCUACCAACUUUGGGGUCAUCAACCAGUGUGGAUAUAACCAUUCCAUCUGCGGUUCAUUCUCCAAGGAGCUUUAAAACUUCUACUGAGCCGAUUGUCGGAACUGAAACGACCCAUGCUGAUAUAUUCAAGCCCUCAACAUCCCCACCAGACUACGCUAUGAAUCAUAUUGCGGCUUUGCGAUCUAGGUCUCAGGACGCUUCACCCUUGCCAAUAUCUAGGAAGUUGUCGCAGUCCACCAUCACAUCCAGACGCUCUUCCUCCUCCUCUAAAGACUUUCAUGGCAACUAUGGCACAGACGGCGAUGUUGACCCCAAAGUUUUGCCGCAGCUACCGCAACAGAAUAUGUCUCUAUCUCCUGGAACAGUCGGCGGGUCUGAACCGGAUCUCUCUCGUUCGUCUACAUCUAACUCGGCGAAAUCUCAGACGGGCCCUUUUAGCCGUGGUCUUUUCCAAAAACGUGAUCCUUCUGGUAUGACGACGACUGGUUCUAUCGAAAGCGACAUGGCACAAAAGAGGAAUACUUUGGCGGCAGUCACAAAUGCGGCUGCACAGGCAAGACAGUGGGGAUGGAAUGCUAUCCAGAGGCAAAGAGAAGCCAUGCGAAACAACGAAAAAAGCGCCCCCGUCGAUUUGAGCCAGCCCAUGGGUCGAGGGCAACCACUUCCGCCGCCAGGGACACCACUUCCAAUGCCAACAAAUGGGGGUACUAAAAUAGGACCCGUUCCCACAUCGAAGCGGAGAUCUCCUAGUUUAGUACUAGAGGAACAGGCUGCCCUUGCGGCUGAAGAAGAUCAGACUAGACGGCACCAAUCCGCAGCGUGGAGAAGAAGACAAGAUAGCCAACUGCAAGAGGAAUCUAGUCCAAAUAUCCUCAUCGUUGCUGCACCAGAUGAUUCGCAGCCUAAUAGUCCUGCCAUGGAAGCCGAGACGCAUCAGACCGAACUUUGGAACCGAGACUUUCCAGAUGCACAGCAGCAAAUUAGCAAUGUUGCAAGCAGCAUUAAGUCUGCCGCUACAAAUUCCACAGAUAAAAUGACGAAUAAUUUAGAUACAGAAAUCUCUGCCACCACAGGCCGACCAAUUCCAUCUAGCCCGUCAGCUUUUGCAGAUCUGAACGAUGAUGAAUACUCUGCAUGGAUGGACGACGACUAG